UUUGCGCGCGCUGGAAAAGAUAACUGUUGAUAACAGCCAUCAGGCCUGACCGGUGUAGUUCACUGGUGUAGUUCAAGUAAAUAAAAGAGGUUCCCCAAAAAAGAAAUGUCUGUUUAAUCACAACCACACCAGCGGUUCAAAAACAUUCCCAAAUUCACAUCUGGCGUUAAAAUUAGUUUAUCUUGCCCUCAAAGAACGUUUUUGUCAACAAGAAAUAAAAUGAAGGUUUUCAUCUGCUGAAAAUGUGAGUCUUUGAAUGAUAAUUGUUACUAUAUAGGUGGGGUUUAGUUAAUCUACCGCGCGCUCCCAUUCGUUGAUUUUUGAUUGCGAGGCAAUGACUAAAUCUAAAUGUUACUCGGCGGGCUACUGGUUACUUUACAGUAAACUCCAGCUAUAUAACAAAACACUUAAUCACUAGUCCCUUGGCAAACAGCUUAAAAAGUAACGUUAACUGUUUCCCUCGGGACCAGUCUACACGUGAUGUGCCGUGAGUCACAGCUCCAUUCAUCCGGGGAUAUCUCAUGUUGAGACAAAUAACCCCGUAAACUCGAAAUAGCGUUUCUCAUGACUUUUGCCAUCCAUUUCUUACAUUUCAAGUAUUGAGGGUUUCGGUGCAUAAAGGAGAUGACCUUAGCUACUCGCAUGCUUGAGGAGAUAAGCCGUAGGCACGACGAAAAGAUAGCGGUUAACAAAUUGGAGAAAAUGUAGACAGAUUUUAACCUUGAGCGUGAGAAUUACCCGAGCUAGGCAUUCAGUCAUUUAUCUAUCUUUAGUAAUUUUUUUAACUCGAGCUAUUUAUACUUGAGUGGAUGCCCAUUCAGUCAUUGGUGAAACAUUCAAGGAAUUUCUCCUUUGUUUGACUCCUCACGCUAAGCAUGAACGGGGCCCCGCGCGAAUGCCGAAAGUUCCCGUCAGCGUUUUGCGCCAAAAUUUUGCUUAGGGUCGGCUGCACGCUUCAUCUAGUUAUAAAAGCGUUUCCAUAAACUAGCAUCAACAAUGAUUAAAUGUAAGAACUUGUUAAUCUGUGUCUAAUUGCGAUUCUUUUAAACCGAUCAAAACCUCGAUGUUCAUGAUUUCCGUGUUCCUGUCCUAUAAUUUAUAACGAUCCUUUAACUAUUAGUUUUACCCCUGCUUGAGGGGAUUUCGUUCUUCUUGGUAGCACGAUGGCAAAACGAAACAUUGCUCAGUUGUUUGAUAAAUUAUCUGAGCAAUUUUAAUGUUCUGAAGGAUCAGAAGUUGUUUUGUCGUGAAUGAAAGCGAUGCCUCCGUUACCUCACAGCGUUUGCUCGGUUUAAAUUCCAUCGUACUAGCUGCCUAAAUCCGGAAAUUCAAACAUUUUUAAUUAAGGACGUAAAAUAAGGGUAGCUCUUAAAUAAAUAAAUAAUUAAUUAAUUAAUUGAAUGAUUUGACGCCAAAUUUGAGUUGCUUUUUUUAGCGAAUGCUUUCAGUUGUCAGUCAGUGAAACGAAUUUAUAAAAUGGUUCGACCUGCAUACUUUUCACUUAAUUGAAUUCACAUAUGUCUGGCCAACCGACAGUUGAAUAGUGCACCCUGCCGCGAAAUACAAGUAAAAUUUGGCUGUAUUGACUUGAGGGAGGGAGUGUUUAUAGUCACUUCAAUGGUGCCAAGUGCAAGCUGGGUCACGAAGAGCCUCAUCUGGUUCAACAAAUGAAAAUCAUACGGGCAUGCGCUGUAAUGAAACCUGACAAUGAAACAACUUAAACUACUGAUGACUUUUACAAGACUGGUGUAUUUUCCUAGCUACUUUUGUAGCCGCAUGUUUCUCAAUUCUUCCAGCAAUCAAAAAACGAAGAUGCCAAAAAGAUUAUCGCAGUUAGAUAAAUUUCACUAUCGACUGCCCACCGGGAAAUAUUGCUGCUAAAAUGCGCGUAGGUGAUGGGACGAAGAGGAUAUUCACCAUGGGAAGUGCCCAAACCUAUUUCCUAUCGACCGAGAAAGCGUGUGAUCACAUUGAUUAAGAUGUUAUCAAGCGUAGCUCGUUGAUAAGUCAGGCUGCAGGGUGAAACGGUAUUUGUUUAUACGACUCUCGCCCAAUUCCGUGUAAGUUACACGGAUCUGAUAAAGAGCAGAUAUAAAGGUGCAGUCUGCAGAGUGUCAGACGGAUUCACGCAACCCAACUUCAACUCCGAUCCAUCGACACUACUUGUAGAGCUGUAACGAGCAAGAUUACCUCACUAUUGACCAGGAGAUAAAGAGGAUAAAACGACAACUGGAAAGCAAGCUUUACAGGCUGAAUUAGACAAGCUAAAAUAUCAAGCACCGCUCAUUAGCGGCCACACAUAGCAGAUAAAGAGACCGCUCGCAUAGCAGCUAAGAUGGCAAUUUUCAAGAUGGUACCACUUUUCCACUUCUUGGUGGCGCUGGAAUUUUUCUUCAUCUCUCCUGUCACAUCAAGUCAAUGGCUAUCUCUAGCACUCAGCAGCUCUGUAAACAGCUUCAAUACUAAAGGAAGCUGCGAUGAAGUCGGCGCACAUCUGAACAACAGACAGGUUCAAGUCUGUAAGAGGUACAUUGACGUCAUGAACAGUGUGAAGUUUGGAGCUUCCAUUGCAGUGGAGGAGUGUCAGCAUCAGUUUCGUUACAGGAGAUGGAACUGUACUACCGUGCAGUUUGAGAAAUCCCCUGUCUUUGGAAAUUCUGCAAACGGAGGAACCAGGGAAGCUGCAUUUGUUCAUUCCAUUUCGUCAGCCGGUGUAGCAUAUGCUGUGACGCGCUCAUGCAGCGAGGGAAAACUGGGACGAAAAUGUGGCUGUGACCAGAACUACAAUGGAAUGUCUGACGAGGGAUUCAAGUGGGCGGGUUGUAGUGAUGAUAUCCAAUAUGGCAUCGAUUUUUCCAAGAAAUUUGUGGAUGCAAGAGAACGUGGACGAAAAGAGGAGAAUCCUGCUCGAGUUCUGAUGAAUUUACAUAACAACGGCGCAGGGAGAAGGGCCAUUAAACAGUUCAUGAAACUUCAGUGCAAAUGCCAUGGUGUGUCAGGGUCAUGUAACGUUAAAACCUGCUGGCGUUCACUACCGAAUUUCAGACUGGUAGGAGAUCACAUCAAGGAAAAAUUCGACGGAGCUACCGAAGUGGAGGUCAAACUUAUUGGAUCAAGAAUGGUUCUAGUUCCCAAAAAUCCUAAGUACAAGCCACACACCAUUGCGGACUUGGUGUACAUUGAUGGGUCGCCGGAUUUUUGUGCGGCAAAUCCCAAUACUGGCUCCCUGGGGACCCAGGGAAGGUUUUGUAAUCGCACUUCUCAAGCUAUAGAUGGAUGUGAAUUAAUGUGCUGCAAUCGAGGGUACACCACCAAAGUGGAACCCAGAUCUGAGCGUUGUGACUGCAAGUUCUACUGGUGCUGUUACGUCAAGUGUAGCCAGUGCCCGAGGCGGGUUGAGGUUAGCAUCUGCAAGUAAGAUGCCGUCUUACAUUCAGCCCCGACAUUCAGUAAAACUAUUUCUGCCUUCAAGAGAGACGAACGUGUUGUAAUAUACAUGUAUGUAGUAGCAGUCAGUUUUCUGACCUUAACAAUACUCUGACUUGUAGUUACACUUCCUUCAAUGUUAUUCAAGGGAACAAAUGUUUCUUCUUCGUCAAUCCACCUAGCUGUCGACUCCAUGCUCGAGUUGACUUAUUCAGACUACAUAACUCCUCGAGGGAGGUGCAAAACCUAGUGGCACACGUACCUCCUGCCUAAAUUGAAUUUGUAUCAGCGUCAGUAGUGAUCUCGAAUCCUAACUAGUAGCAACACACACUGCCGCUCUGCUGAUUAACACACUUGGUACGAGCUCUCUUUUUGAAGGUGAGGGUAACGUUUGAGACUGAGUAUUGAAAGGAAAUGGGGGGCGCUUUUAGAAAGGCCCCAAUUGUAGUGGAAAAAAGUUCAUCUAAAUUAUUCCGGUAACAUUCAGUACUAAUCAGUUAAAGUAUUAUUGUCGAGGAAGAAAAAGUAAGCCCAAGAAAAACGGUUUUGUUUUGCUGGCCGGAUCAACUUUAAUAACGUGUGUUGUUUAAAGGGGGUUGUUAAAGAAAUAUCACAACGCAUGCAUUGGCCACGGGAAGAAAUCUUGGGCAAGUCUCAUGCCGCAGUUGCUUAUUGUCCCCAGUGACGAUACAAAAGCCCCUGCGAGAUGAUACUCGCCCCAGAUUUCUUUUUGUUUUUAAAGUGGCGAAUUUGGUGAGUUAUGUGAGCGCGCGAAACGUUUUUAAAACAAGAUAUGAGUGUAAGGAGAACAUAGCAAGUGUUCUCAAACAUCACGACAAAUGCUUACUUGGCUCAAAGUUAUAAGAUCAUAAAGUACCAGAUCAUAGUGAAUUAAAAGCACAUAAAUAUAGUCCAUAUUUAUUAAGCCAA
Molecule: messenger RNA, 4356 nt
Organism: Orbicella faveolata
Lineage: Eukaryota; Metazoa; Cnidaria; Anthozoa; Scleractinia; Merulinidae
Product: protein Wnt-4-like
Biological process (GO): cell fate commitment; multicellular organism development; neuron differentiation
Cellular component (GO): extracellular region
Molecular function (GO): cytokine activity; frizzled binding
Source: RefSeq, a predicted model, not a curated record